CUGAAGACUCAUGAACACUACUCACAUUAUUAUGUGUUGAAUGUACGUGAUCUCAGGCUGUACUGACCAUUAUAAACAGAAGACGUGUGCGUGAAUGGAAGGUGUACAUGAGUUUACAGCUCGCGAUAUUCCGAUUCAGGGUAACGUUACUGAUUACUUUUAACUUGUCAAAAGUGAAACAUCAGAUGUUUAUAUAAGGACCCAAGACUUUAAAACAUAUCCGACGGCUCUAUUCUGCUUGAUUACGAAUCGCGAUGCCUUUCUCUAUAACUUGGUAUCGUGUUUUUUAAGUAAACAAAACUAACUUUCCAACGGUGAAGGUGUGGAUCCUCGAGCUCAGAAUGGAUCAUCAGACGCGUUUGAACACGGACAUUUGCAUUUAUAAAGUCCUGCAGGGUGUUGGGAUUAUGUGGCAGAGAUUUAGUAAACCUUACCGUAUUGAAUGUAUUUGACUGCACUCGGAUGAAGUCAUGAGCUGUCAAGUGAUCAUCCUGUCUGGAUUGAUUUGUCUCUGUGUGACACGGUGUUGCCCUUCCAGACUGACACACUGCGACAAUGGCAAGACAAAUCUGGUCACAGACCUACCAGGACCUGACGAGCUUUUGUGUCAAGAGCUUUGGCCACAGUCACAGACGAAUAUGCCUGAUAUUGACACAAAACAUACUAUAAAGGCUGCUGAUUACAUCUGUAUGGACACACCCAUUACAUACAAUGACCGCAUACCCACCCAUGGUCCUUACCGGCCUGUUGAGGCAGAGAGUGGAGAGUAUCUUUACUGCCCCCCUCAGCGAUGGCUACACAACCUCAAAAAUGGAGCACUGGUGUUUCUGUAUCACCCGUGUGUCUCAGCGGAAGCUCACAGGAGCUUGGCGGGGUUGGCUCACUCGUGUCUGUCUCAUUACAUCCUCACACCUCACCCCUGGCUCAGCCAACACAGACCUUUAGCGGUGGUCUUGUGGGGUCGCUCACUAGAGAUGUCUCGCAUCACGCUGGGGGUUUGUGAUUGGUUGUUUACCAUUUCCUCCAAUAUUAGUCUAGCUAAUACAAGCCAAAGAGCAAAGUACAAUCUAUAUUUGACAAAACCAGCACCUAUGGACAAACCAGAGAACACCAGUCAAGAGAUGUCCAAAGUGGAGAGAUUAAAGUUCCUUAAAAACUGCUGCAUGGAGACUCUCAGUCUCAUCAAGGUACAGAGGACCAGAGGGAGAACCAGGAAGAGCAGGAUGGUCGUCAAACAAUCCCUGGAAGAAGUGGAACUGAAAGAUGAUGUCAAACCAGAUGAACUUAACCACACAGAGAGUGCAAAACUGAACCAUAAAGACACGCUACUUCAAAAUCAUACAAAAAAGAUGGCCUCCUUCUCAGUGCUAACUGUUACACAAUCUCUCAGUUCUGCAAAGGACUCUAAGGAGCCUGGAGACAGUGCUAAAGACAAAUCAAAGACAACUGAGAAGCAAUUUCCACAAAAUAAUGUGACAGAAAGACAUAAAUACCAAACAGACAGAAAAACACAUAAGAAAACUAUAACAGAAGGUAAGAAGCAUCGCAUUAAGACUGACACAAAGGCUCAGAGGUCUGGAUUUGAAUGCGGGGAGCUUGGACAGUGUGGAAUCUCAGACUCCUCAAAGUCUCCUCAUUUAGGAGGGCCGCUGAGGGGCGAGAGGAUACCCAUGCAACGUACAGACGAGGCCGUGUGGGCAGCAGGCGCUUUGGGAUUCCUCUUAGUGCUCCUCACCCUGUCUGUGCUCCAUACACGCCUCUAUCGCCACUGGAGAUCUUCAACCAGUCUCUACUGGCACGACAACCAGCAAGACUGUGAGAGUGUGGGUGACAUCAUCCGGCGGAGGCUUAGGAUGGUUGGCCGGAGGAAGAGGAGGAGUAGCCAGAACAGGAGACAGGAAUGUCCACUGCUGUCUAACUCCAGCAAUGAGGAGAACUCUGACUAAUGGACAGGAUUGGUGAACACUAGAAAUCUUACAAACUCUGUUGGAAUAUCUGCCCAAUCUUGUGGCGCUCAUGAAGUAAAUAUGGACCUUUUUAUGAAGCUAAGGAUAACUUUUGUCCACAUUCAGACAAUGCUUCAAAAAGACAAUUUGUCUCUGGUAUUUCAUAUAGUGACAGUUAAGUGAUAAAGGUUAAUCAUUUUAUUUCUACAGACAGUUUUCUACCAUUUAGUUUGAACUUUUACACAUUGUGUAUCUUGAGUGUUGCAUUGUCUAUUGUUGUUAUAGCAUACUGGUAAAUUAAAGCCGCGAUGAAAUGGAAGUAGUGACAAAUAAUAUUUUUCAUAUUGUGAUGUACAUCAAAGCGUAACGAAUUAUCAAAAGAGAAAAAAAGUAGGGUAGGGGCUCUAUUCUAUCCAUCGAUAGUUUAUUAGAUUUUGAUAUAUGGGCAUUGCAUUCAAAAGUGAAGGCAGAAAGGCAUAUGUCACCAAAGAACCAGAAGGACUAGUUAGGACAUUUUUUAAAAAUGAAACAUAUGUAUGGAUGAAGUACUGCACAAUAAGAUCACUAACAUGCAUUUAGAAAAUAGAUGAGAGUGAAUUUCCAUUUCAUGCUGAUUUGUAUAAAGGAAUGUGGAAUGUUUUGGUCACACUACAGCAUUUGUUUCCUGCUUAGAUAUUACUUUAUCUCACGGUAGGUUUCUAAAAUGCAGUGAGCAUUUACUCACCCUCGUGUUGUUCCAAACCUGUAUGACUUUUUUUUCUGUGGAACACAAAAGAAGACAUUUUGAAGAAUGUUAGAAACCAUGUUUUAGUGACUAUUACAUUCCAAAGAGACAUUUCCCAAAAUAUCUUAUUUUAUGUUCUACCGAGGAAAGAAAGUCAUAUAGGGGUGAGUUUUGUUUUUGGGUGAACUUCAUUUCCUUGCAGUUAGAAGCCUCUUAUGAUAACGAUGUCUUACUCUAUAGUCCCAUCUGUUGGUGAGAAUGACUGUGGUUUAUGUGUCACAUGACUUGACACAAGGAGAUGGCACUAGAGAGCUCUCCAGACCCACUGGCACUCUGUGAAUAGUUUAAAUUAUGUAACUGCG
Messenger RNA from Sinocyclocheilus rhinocerous, 3032 nucleotides. It is a transcript of the gene tp53i13, whose product is annotated as tumor protein p53 inducible protein 13. Gene Ontology annotation, cellular component: cytoplasm. The record is from RefSeq and is a predicted model, not a curated record. Bases 471 to 1946 code for a protein of 491 amino acids. The transcript is spliced from 9 exons. NCBI's taxonomy places the organism in Eukaryota, Metazoa, Chordata, Actinopteri, Cypriniformes, Cyprinidae.